UCGCCAGAUGGUGCAGCCUUUUCUUUUGUUUACCCAUCGUCCCCGAGUUACCUAACUAACCCUUAGCUACUAAACUAUGGAAUCUGCCCGAGCAGCAUCACCGGCGUACACCGACAAGUGAACUGGGAGAGAGAGUGACACUAGGAUGGGAAUGCUACUGUAGCAAGGCUGUGCCAGAUCUGAGGGCAAUCUUUCACCCCUCUGCUGCAUUUAGAACCGCUACUCAUUUUUUCGUAGCAGCUUGACAGCAGAUAAGGUUUGACAAGAAGACAGACGUUGGAUAUGCCCUGCGUUCCUGCGUAGACUAGAGCCUGGCACAAUGUUCAGACAAGUGGAUGCAUCAUCCAAAAGACGCCCUUGCGGUGGAAGUGGGCUGCCCCAGCCUUCACCACCCUCCUCCUCUAUCCAGCAGGGUCGUAUACGGGCCGUGGAGGUGGCGAGAGGUAGAACAGGGUAUGGCUUUACACUGUCGGGCCAAAGUCCAUGCGUCCUCAGCUGCAUCCUGAAAGGGAGCCCUGCAGACUAUGUAGGUUUGCGUUCAGGAGACCACAUCCUCUCCGUCAAUGACAUCAAUGUCUCCAAGGCAUCGCAUGAAGAUGUAGUCAAACUGAUUGGGCGCUGCUCUGGUGUCUUGAAACUGGUCAUCGUUGAGGGAGAACGUCAGAGGCGGCACCAUCACCACCACCAACGCACUACUGGAAGUCGUCACCAUAGCAGCAACACAAUGGCGGCGGCGUACCCCGACUCGUGCUCAAGUGAUGAUGAGUUGGAUGGUUUUUAUGACAACAGUGUUAACAACAACAAUAACAGCAGGUCAGGCUGCGCUGGAACCCGUGGGGGGUGGUACAAACCCAAACUGGAUUCUAAGCAGCUGGGCAUCAACAGGGCAGAGAAGGUUGUGGCAGAGCUGCAGUCUGGAGGAAUUUUUAACAUGAUCUUUGAGAACUCAAGCCAGUCCUCCAGCAGCUCAGACAAGGACAGACCUGGGGCCAGCUCAUCAUCGAAGCCACGUCCGCUGUCUGAUCCAGAGUUCCCUGCAUAUGGGAACUCCUCCCGUUCCCAGAGCAACCCCAACCUCCUCUCUGAGGAGGAGAUGGUCCAAGUUCUGAACGACGACUCGGUCUUCCUGGACGCGGACUUCCGUCAUCUCCACCUUCAACACCAUGAAGAGCAAGACUUGGAUGUAGGAGAUGGAGGUGACUUGGGCCUAGAGCCCAGCGAGGGCAUCCUCAAUGUGGGCAUGAUCGUUGGCUAUCUGGGCUCCAUUGAGCUGGCCUCCAUAGGGUCAAGCUUAGAGAGUGACAGCCUGCAAGCCAUCAGAUGCAGCAUGAGGCGCCUCCGGGCCGAGCAAAAGAUCCAUUCACUGGUCCUUAUGAAGGUCAUGCACGACAGCGUGCGUCUGUGCAGUGACAGAGGUCAGGUCCUGGCCACCUAUCCAGCAGAAAAACUAGCCUUCAGCGCCUGUUGUCCCGACGACCGUCGAUUCUUCGGACUGGUCACGAUGCAGGCCACCGACGACCACGAAGAUUGUCACUUCAGCAACGGACGAGAUGAAGAGGGCAGUUUGAGGACUUCCUGUCACGUGUUCAUCGUGGACCCAGACCUCUGUCAGCACCAGGUCCAUUUAGGUGUCGCGAGGAGGUUUGGCUUUGAGUGCACCCCUGACCCAGACACAGGAGGUUGAGUCCUACGGGACAUGGGGACAACAUUGCAGCCCGGCUCGGCCUUUCCACUUUAUCCGUACAACGACGCGGGAAGAGAAACACAGCCACACAGCCCGCAGAACCACAGCACCAGCAGCAACAGUGACAGCGGGAUCGGCAACUUUUUACCAGAAGAAAAGAGCAACCGAGUGCUUUUAGUAGACCUCGGAGGUCCUCCUAGCCACAACCACAUCUCUGGGCCACGCCACUGGGACAGCCCACCGUCAUCCCAGCAGGCCUGGAGCCCCACCCUGGGAGCCGCAGCCCCUCACCCACCUCCUCCUCCUCCUCCUCCACCAGCUCUGAGAAAUGGCCACUACCGUCACGAGCCACACCUGGCUGACCUCCCUCACCCUCUCCCCUUGGCUCACCCCGAUGUCCCCGGCAGGCACUCCAGAGGAGUCCACCCACACCACUACUCACCAGGGAGGCGGGGAGGAGCUGUGGGGGGAGGAGAUAAGCGAGGGGUUGGAGGAGUAGGAGCAGGGGUGGAGCCGCAGCGGUGGCUGCCAGUCCAUGUGCUGAGAGACUGGCGUCAGCAGCACCAUCACAGCCACCUCCAGGGUCUGAGCAGCGAUCAGGAGUCCUAUGCCGAAUCCACCGACGGAUGGUCAUCAGCUAACUGCAGCACCCUGCCACCACCCAUGAAUAAGAUCCCGGCCGACCGCUACCGGGCCCCACUGGCCCCCGGAGAUCACCUGCCACCACCUGGAGGGAGUCAACCCCCUCCUCCUUCACAUUCCCACUCCCACACCCACCGGCUGGCUGUUCAGAAAGACGAGUGGGCUAAGAAGCUAUUUGGUGCUGGAGACAGGGAGCGAGCCGGAGCAGAGAGAGGUGAAAGAGAGAAGAAACGAGGGAAUGCAAAGGAGGGAGAGAAAAAGGGUGGUCGGUUCCGCGGUCUGACCAUGGGCUUCCCUCCUCUCGCCCCGCGCUCCUCAGCCAGACGCUCCUUUGGACGCUCCAAACGUCUCAGCCUGGCCCGUUCUCUGGAUGACCUGGAGUCCGCCGCAGUCUCCGAUGGAGAACUUAACAGCGUGGAGCUGCAGGGCUGCAGCAGCGACAACAGUCUGAACAGUAAUGCCAGCCUGCCCAGCGUUCAGAGCCACCGGCGCCACACUGAGAGGAGAGUGGCCAGCUGGGCUGUCUGCUUCGAGAGACUGCUGCAGGACCCCGUGGGAGUCCGCUACUUCUCGGAGUUCCUGAAGAAAGAGUUCAGUGAGGAGAAUAUCCUCUUCUGGCAGGCUUGUGAGUUCUUCAGCCACGUCCCUGAGAAUGACAAGAAGCAGCUCUCUCAGCGUGCCAGGGAGAUCUACAACAGCUUCCUGUCCAGUAAAGCCACAACACCGGUCAACAUAGAUAGUCAAGCCCAGCUCGCUGACGACAUACUCAACGCCCCCCGACCUGACAUGUUCAAGGAGCAGCAACUGCAGAUCUUCAACCUGAUGAAGUUCGACAGCUACACGCGUUUCCUUAAGUCUCUGCUGUACCAGGAGUGCAUGCUGGCGGAGGUGGAGGGGAGGCCCCUGCCUGACCCUUACCACAUCCCCAGCAGCCCCACCUCCAAACACAGCACCACAGGCUCUGACCGCUCCAAUCUCUCCACACCCAAGAAGGAGGACAAAAAGAGCAAGUCGGGCAGAUCUUUAAAUGAGGACAGUCGAGAUGAUUCAGGAGACCGGAAGAAAGGCAUGUUUUUCUCCUGGUCUCGCAACAGGAGCUUCGGCAAAGGCCCGAAGAAACGAGAGCUGGCUGACUUUAACUACAAUUUCUCUGGCAGCAAUGGUCGCCGAGAAUCCCAGGGUUCGCUGUCUUCAGGAGCCAGUCUGGAGCUGGGGACGUCAGGGUCAGGGAGGAACGAGGGUGAUGUUUCCCGUGGCGCAAUAUCAGUGUCAACAGAGCGCGGAGGGGGCAGCGCCCCCUUGAGGCAGUGUAACAUAAGCUUGCCCGAUGGCUCAUGUUGCUCUGUGCCACUGAGGGCCGGAGUGUCUAUCAGGGACCUGCUGCUUGGUCUCUGUGAGAAGCUCUGCAUCAACCUGGCAGCUAUAGACCUCUUCCUGGUCGGAGGGGAGAAGCCACUUGUUUUAGACCAAGACUGUAUGACAUUGUGCUCUCGGGAUCUCCGACUAGAAAAACGAACUCUCUUCAGACUCGACUUGGUCCCUAUUAACCGUUCGGUAGGCCUAAAAGCAAAGCCCACUAAGCCAGUGACUGAGGUCCUCAGGCCUGUGGUGGCCAAAUACGGCCUGCACCUUGCUGACUUGGUGGCACGCAUUAGUGGGGAGUUGGAGCCAUUAGAUCUAGGUCUUCCUAUAUCCAACCUGGACGGGCUGCGAGUAGUAUUAGAUAUUGCAGAAAACACUCCUGGAAAAGCAGACAAACAGAAAGUAGCUCCCUCUAAGAACCUCGUCCCGGCGUCAACAACCAGAAACCAAUCGACAACAGGGGAGGACAGGCCAUCAGGGAAAGCCGGUUCAGCCCACCCCCAUGGGGAAAACGGCAAGACUGGGCCCAGCCCUGACACAAGCAGCCAGCCCUUACCCAACCACUCUGUCUCUCACCAUAAGGCUCCGGAGAAAAGAAAACAGAAAAAGAUUAAUGUAGAUGAAGCUGAAGAGUUCUUCGACCUCAUAUCCAAAGCUCAGAGCAACCGAGCAGACGACCAGCGAGGCCUGCUAAACAAAAGCGACCUGCAGCUCCCAGACUUUCUGCGCCUGUCACCAGUGGCAACCAACCAGGCUGCGCCUCCUCCUUACGGCCCCGAGCCCAGUUGCUCCACCCCUUAUUCCCGUAACCCCAACAACGGCAGCUUCCCUAGCAGUGGUCGCCGGGGCAAUAAGGCGAACAGCAACGACAGGGGAGGAGGAGGCGGCGGCAACCACUUGCUCAGCUCGAGCCAUCAGUCCCAGAGCUUGGACUCUGCACUGGGAACUGAGAGUGGAGGGGGGAGGAAAGCCCAACCACCUCCUCCGUUUCCUGGCACCAUCUCCCCCAUCCACCCGUCCCAGAGUGGCCAGCGUGGUCUCCUUCAGGAGUCUGGCAGGGGAGAAUCGGUCCAGAUGCUGGAGGAGGACACGCUGUCUGAUCUAACUCUCGUGGGAGAGGGGGACAUUAACAGCCCCAGCCUCAACUACGUCACUCCCUCUGCCCUACAGUGCAAACCCAACCCCCGACCCCAACAACAAGCACAGGAUGGUCGGCCUAGCUCAGGUACUUCCCCUGUGUGAACUCUAAAUACUUUUGAACUUUCACCUCUUCCUUCACCUGACUGUGAGCGGGACUGGAGACCCGAUAAAGUCAGUUUGAAGUUCCUCAUUGGUCACACUUGGCCCAGAAUGCAUCCAGAUCUCCUCCCUUUAUUUCAUGAAUAUUUAAUUCCAGAAGUGUAAAAUAUAGUAAGCAAUGUAAAAGACUGAGCUUUUACCACUGUUAAUUUAGUCAAACAAUGGAUAUAGUGAGUUAAUAUAUGAUAUGUAUAUAU
Perca fluviatilis (European perch) is the source of this 5184-nucleotide messenger RNA. RefSeq names its product regulator of G protein signaling 12b (gene rgs12b). Lineage: Eukaryota; Metazoa; Chordata; Actinopteri; Perciformes; Percidae. Gene Ontology annotation, biological process: signal transduction. Gene Ontology annotation, molecular function: protein binding; GTPase activator activity. The record is from RefSeq and is a predicted model, not a curated record.